Molecule: messenger RNA, 1456 nt
Organism: Papaver somniferum (opium poppy)
Lineage: Eukaryota; Viridiplantae; Streptophyta; Magnoliopsida; Ranunculales; Papaveraceae
Product: 1-aminocyclopropane-1-carboxylate oxidase homolog 1-like
Exons: 3
Coding region: 216-1340 (374 amino acids)
Source: RefSeq, a predicted model, not a curated record
AGACUCUCAAUAAGUGGGUGAUGUGGAGUAACUUGUCGAUAUUGAAAGUAGGCACAGGGGAAAAAAGCGUGGGAAGACCAAACAUCACCUAUUGUAUAGCUACUAGCUAGGUCCAUCAAACGAAAUAUAUUCUACAAGAAAUUCAUAUUACAAACAGAACAGUCUAAAUUUAAUAACUGCCAACAUAGAGACUUUGAGGUAGAUCAUUCAAAGGUAUGGAGAUUACUGGAGCUGGAGAACAGCAGUCUUCCUACGAUCGUCUUAAAGAACUGAAGGACUUUGAAGAAUCAAAAGCAGGUGUGAAAGGAAUAGUUGAUGCUGGAAUUGUAAAGAUCCCUCGAAUGUUCGCUCGACCACUGGAUGAGCUCACUGAAGAGUUGGAUCAUAUUGAAGAUGAAAACAGCAAUUUUGAGAUUCCUGUGAUUGAUAUGAAAAGCGUGGAUCCAGAUGACCAUCACCGACGCAAGGAAAUUAUUGAUGAAGUUCGACACGCAUCGGGGACUUGGGGUUUCUUUCGGUUGGUGAACCAUGGAAUUCCUUUAACUGUAAUGGAUGAGAUUAUUAAAGGUAUCAAAAGAUUCCAUGAGCAAGAUACAGAGAUUAAGAAAAAAUAUUUCUCAAAUGAUCCCAAAACAGGAUGCAUGUUUCAUUCUAAUUUUGAUCUCUAUGUAUCAAAAUAUGCUAACUGGAGAGACAGUCUAAAAUGUAAUCUAUUAUCUCCUGAUCCUCUUGAUCCUCAAGAAUUGCCAGACACUUGCAGAGAUAUAAUAGUUGAGUAUUGGAAGCAUAUUAUGAAGUUGGCAAAUACAGUUACUGGGUUGUUAUCAGAGGCUCUAGGAUUAGAACAAGACCACCUUCAAAGGAUUUUUACUGAUUUCUUGGUACUUAAUGGUCUAUACUAUCCACCAUGCCCUGAACCUGAACUAACCUUGAGGACAAGUAAGCAUUCAGACCCGAGUUUCUUUACACUUCUUCACCAAGAUCAUAUUGGUGGACUACAGAUCCUUCAUCAAAAUCAGUGGGUUACUGUAAAACCCAUUCCGGGAACUCUAAUAGUAAAUAUUGGAGAUCUUCUUCAGCUUAUCAGCAAUGACAAGUUCAAAAGCGCUGAACACAGGGUACUAGCCAAUCGCAGUGGACCAAGAAUAUCAGUGGCAUGUUUUCUGCAUGCAAAAUCCAGUGACAACACAAAGAUUUAUGGUCCUUUGAAAGAGAUACUAUCAGAGGAGAAUCCCCCUAUUUACAAAUAUAUUAUGAUGAAAGAAUACAUUGAGCAUUACGCUAAGAAAGGACUUGGCGGUGUUUCCGCCCUUGAUCACUUUAAGUUGUCUAGUAAUUAGUUAAUACAGCCUAUGGGUGUCUAUGGUUUUCUUUCUUGGGGUUUGUUGUAAGUGUCUUAUGUUUGUUCAAGUGAACAUUUUAGUUUCGUGUUAUGCAAUGAUAAAGUAGUAUUUUU